AUGGCGGAAGAGUUGAUUCUGCUUGAUUUCUUGCUUAAUCUGUUUGGGAUGAGGUUCAAGAUUGCACUGGCCGAGAUGGGUAUCAAGUAUGAGUACAAGCAAGAGGACUUGUUGAGUAACAAGAGCCCUCUUCUUUUAGAGUUGAACCCCAUAUAUUCUCAAGAAGAUCCCAGUUCUCAUCCACAAUGGCAAACCUGUGUGUGGGUACCUCUCAUCAUUGUUUAUUACAUAGAUGAGGUUUGGAACGAUAAGUCUCCAUUGCUGCCCUCUGAUCCAUACCAGAGAGCUCAUGCCAAGUUUUGGGCUGAUUUUGUUGAUAAGAAGUUGGGGAUUCGUCUAAGAUGCUGA
This is a messenger RNA of Quercus robur (English oak), 348 nucleotides long. Its product is annotated as glutathione S-transferase U24-like. Gene Ontology annotation, molecular function: glutathione transferase activity. Gene Ontology annotation, biological process: glutathione metabolic process. The transcript has 2 exons. NCBI's taxonomy places the organism in Eukaryota, Viridiplantae, Streptophyta, Magnoliopsida, Fagales, Fagaceae. Gene Ontology annotation, cellular component: cytoplasm. Bases 1 to 348 code for a protein of 115 amino acids. The record is from RefSeq and is a predicted model, not a curated record.